CGGCUGCAACACCAGCUCCCCCGGCCUAUUUAGCUGCCGGCAGGCAGUCGCUGUAGACUCAUUUCUUCGUUGCGGCUUUUGAGAAACGUGACUGAUAACUGCCGUCGACUCGCUGAGCAGCGCAGCGUUAUUUCGGAUCAGGCGCUAAGUGUCGUCCAUUGCGCGUCGUCUGCUACUGUUUUGCCGCACGCGCCGAGUGUGUAUAGCCGCCGCUAUUAGUUCACUUGUGUGAUCCGAAAGGAAAAGAAAAGAACAGGCGGCGCAAGAAAACAUGGGCGUCACGGUAGAUCCGGCGUUUCAAGGAGUCGGUGUGCAGCCUGGCCUGACAAUCUGGAGGAUCGAGAAGCUGGAGGUGAAGCCUGUCGACCCCAAGAUGUACGGGAGCUUCUACUCUGGAGAUUCGUACAUUAUCCUCCACACGAAGCAAGCGAAGAGCGGCAGACUCGAGUGGAACAUCCAUUUCUGGCUGGGACGAGACACGUCGCAGGACGAGUACACGGUCGCCGCCAUCAAGAGCGUGGAGCUGGACGAUUCACUGGGGGGCAGUCCUGUGCAGCACCGAGAGGUGCAAGACCACGAGUCGGACCUGUUCCUGUCUUACUUCAAGAACGGCGUCAAGUACCUGGAGGGUGGCAUCGAGUCCGGUCUGCAGAGCGUGGACAAGACGGUGCACAAGCGGCUCUUCCAGGUCAAAGGGCGCCGCAACAUCCGCGUGCGACAGGUGCCCCUGGAAGCUAGCUCGCUCAACCACGGCGACUGCUUCGUGCUCGACUGUCGCGACAACGUGUACGUCUUCGUGGGCCACCGAAGCGGCGGCCUAGAGCGGGUCAAGGCCAUACAAGUGGCCUCGGGCAUACGAGACGACGUCCACGGCGGCCGAAGCAAGAUCAGCAUACUCGACGAGCACAGCUGCGAGGCCGAGGUGAAUGUAUUCUUCGAGGAACUCGGCACGGGCUCUCCUUCGGACGUCAAGGAUGCCGCCGAGGGAGGCGACGAUGUCGAACACGAACGCUCCAGUGACACCGAGGUCUCGCUUCACAGGAUUUCGGAUGCCGAUGGUGAACUCAAAGUGGAAAGGGUCGGCGAAAAACCACUCGCUCACACGCUCCUUGACCCUAACGACUGCUUCCUUCUGGAUGGCGGUAUGUCCGGUCUCUUCGUCUGGGUCGGCAAAGGAGCGAGUGCCAAGGAACGCAAGGAGUCCAUGCUCUUGGCCCAGAAAUACCUCACGUACCGCGGAUACCCGGAGUGGUGCCAGGUGACGCGCGUCAUCUGCGGCGCCGAGCCGCCCAUCUUCAAGCAGUACUUCGCCUCCUGGAAGGAGCAAGAGCACAGCGGCGUUUUCGGCAGGAAGGGUGCGCUCAACCGCAUUGCCGAAAUGGACAAGACGUUCAACGUGAGCGACCUGCACCGCGAGAAACGACGCCUUUUGGCCAAGAACCUGGGCAAAGCCUGUGGUUUCAUGCCGGAUGAUGGCUCUGGAACACUGGAGAUCUUCCGCGUCGAGAACUUCGAGCUGGCUCCGAUAGACCCGGCUAUCUACGGUUUCUUCUUCGGUGGGGACAGCUACGUCAUCAAGUACACCUACAAGAAGGGCUACAGCGAGCGCUAUAUCAUCUACUUCUGGCAGGGAAACGAAAGCAGUCAAGACGAGAAGGCUGCGUCUGCAAUCUGGGCAGUGAAGAUGGACAACGAUCUCUGCGGAAAGGCCAUUCAGGUGCGCGUGGUUCAAGGACACGAGCCAGAGCAUUUCCUGCGCAUGUUCAAGGGACGUAUGAUCAUCUUCAGCGGUGGACACGCCAGCGGAUUCCGCAACCUCAGGGACCACGACACGUACGACGUCGACGGAACGCGCAUGUUCCACGUCAAAGGAACUUCAGACGUCGACGUCCGGGCAGUCCAGGUAGACGAAGUGGCGGCUUCGUUGAAUUCCGAGGACGUCUUUGUGCUAGAGACACCAAAGAAUACCUUCCUAUGGCUGGGAGAGUUUGCCGACCCAUCAGAGAUCGCCAUGGGCCACAAUGUGGCGAAGCUUGUGUCACCAGAUAGGCAGGCAGUGGAAGUGAAAGAGGGCUCGGAACCGGUCGAGUUCUGGAACUCGAUCGGCGGCAAGGGUGACUACAAAAAGGGACACCAGGAGGUUCACAACCCGCUGCUCGAACCCCGCCUGUUCAAGUGCUCCACAGCAACUGGAAAGCUGCGCGUCAUCGAGAUCUGCAACUUCACCCAGGAGGAUCUGGACGUCAAUGACGUCAUGAUGCUGGACAGCGGUGAGGAGAUCUACGUCUGGAUUGGGAAGGGAUCCACCGAGGAGGAGAGAACCAAGUCGCUCGAAGUGGCCAUGGAGUACGUGAAGACAGACCCAACAGAGCGAGACCUUGACAGCACUGCUAUCAUCACUGUGAACCAGGCUGAGGAGCCGGAUGCAUUUACGGCACUCUUCGACCACUGGGACCACAACCUGUGGGAGAACAUUCCCACGUACGAGGAGCUUAAGCGUCAAGUUACCCGACUGUGAGUUUCGGGGCGCCGAAGAAAGCCUGCGGCCACAGCUUCGGCCAGGCGACGCCUUUCUGUUGUACCCCGGGCUGUUGGACAGCGAGACGGGAGCUGUCUGCGCGUGCCUUUUCAGGCUUGCAACAUUCACUCCCUGCACUCCACAUUUUGUCUUUUCUUUAUUUCUUUUUGUCGAAGCCAUUUCCGAAUGAUGGCUUUUGCUUUUGUAAAAGGCCACUGCCUCUCGCACCGAUUCUCAGUGGCUGAAAAUGAAAAACGUCCGCGAACAUCGCUACCUCGUCAAAGGCAGACCCCUCCGGCUAAGCCUUUGAGUACAUAUUUAAUGUAGUCCAAUAUUUGUAAGUGAACAUUAACCAGCUGGCUGGGCUAGCUUGUGUGCCUUGUGCCAUCAGCGAUCCUAUAGCGGCUGGCAAAAGUAAACAGAAGUGCAGGUUUCUUGAGUUUAAGUUUGUGUAACGGAGCCCACCAAUUGCCUUCAAGAUAUCAAGCGAUACUGAGGCAGCCUGAUCUCGGGAGUCGCUCUUCAGUGUGUUGCCGUGCUCGAUAUCCCGAAGACAGCAUGUACCCCGCGCGUCACCCGAUCUUUGAGGCCGCAAUAGAAGGAGAUAAGUUUUGAAAUUUUCCGUGUUUAGCACAGAUAUCGACGCCUGUCCUUCGCAGCAUUGGAAAACGAACUAUUUUUUGGCAGGCGGAACUGAAGCAUUGCAAGCUUGCUGUGGUUUAGCGAACUAGGACUUGCAUUCACAAUUCUGUUGAGUAUGCCACAAAGACAUUCUGCGCUGAGUAUUUUUGUGCAGUGUACAUUGACGUGCCUUGCUGCGUGGAUGAAUUGCGUGUGCCCCUUGCAUGACGCUCUAGCAAUCGAAGUGAUGUUUCGGACGUAGAACGUACUUACGUAACAAUCUUCGCUCCUUAUUCAGUGUGAAUGCCAGUCGAACGCACCAGCUUUUAAUCUAUGUUUACGAACAAAUGAAUCGCACCACUUUUUCACAAAUUAUUCCGCCAUCUUUCGCGUUCAAUAAGUAUUGUUUGCCUCGACGGUGUGUGCAAGGACUGCACUUCGAAUAAGUCGCAGCGUUCUGUGUGGUACUUUUGCGAGAUACAUAAACUAUUUUAACGCACUUGCGUAUUGUCCAGAGUGCUGACGUAAAUUAUGUGACCCAGCGUAAGUGUGUUUUAGUAUGCUUCGUUUUUUUUUUUUCAGUUUUUAUGAUGAAAUAAAGCAUUCAGUGUUGUUA
This is a messenger RNA of Rhipicephalus microplus (southern cattle tick), 3755 nucleotides long. RefSeq names its product Gelsolin (gene Gel). Gene Ontology annotation, cellular component: actin cytoskeleton; cytoplasm. The record is from RefSeq and is a predicted model, not a curated record. Gene Ontology annotation, molecular function: phosphatidylinositol-4,5-bisphosphate binding; actin filament binding. Gene Ontology annotation, biological process: actin filament severing; actin polymerization or depolymerization; barbed-end actin filament capping. NCBI's taxonomy places the organism in Eukaryota, Metazoa, Arthropoda, Arachnida, Ixodida, Ixodidae.